AGACAUUCCUGUUACAGUGAGAAGAGAGGAAUGGAACGGGAGAGAGAUUUGUUGUCGAGGGUUCCAGUCGAUCCGGAUCAACGGAACAGCCUGCUCGUGAAAUUAACGUGCAACUGGCUGAGUACUCCACAGACACGUGUACCCUUAACGUAGUUCUCGGGGAUAUUCAGCGUGACACAGUGUGACAAGGUUGACCCUUUGAAUUACAGGCACAACAGAAACAGGAAGUAAGAGAGAGAAAGUUGUGGUGGAAGAGUACAGCAGGGUUCGCCACUACCCCCUGCCGGAGCCUCGUGGAGCUUUAGGUGUUUUCGCUCAAUAAACACUCACAACGCCCGGUGUGGGAAUCUAAACCGCGAUCCUAUGACCGCGAGUCCGCUGCCCUAACCACUGGGCCAUUGCACCUCCACUGGGAGAGAGAUAACAACUGUGUUCGAAAACGAUGGUAGGAUGGGGGGUGCGAAAUGACCUUUGCGUGGAGAGUUAUUGUACUCAGAGUUGGGAGAGUGGCAUAACUCCCGGAAAGCAAGAGAAAACAGAAAGUGAAAUGAAUUGUGAGAAGAAGAGAUAAAAGAAAAAGGAAGGAACUGAUUAAUCCCAGUUUUCCAAGAAAGAGACCGCGUUAGAAGUCAAUUACAAAUGGAGAACAUUAGUGACGUGACUGUGUCGACGUUCGACAAAUCCAAAUAUAUUAAACCCAUUAGGUUACAUUACAAACAGAAUAACCGAGAGAAAGUCAUAGAUGUUUUAAAAGAACACGAUAGUGUCUGUGUCUUGUUGUUCAACCGGCAACGACAAGUUUUGUUGUUUGUCAAGCAAUUCCGUCCUGUCAUAUACAUGAACCGAAGUUGCAUUCAUGAAGAGAAAGGAGUUAAGAAGAUUGACUCGACAAAGUACACUGGUGAACUAGGAAUAACAACCGAAUUGUGUGCUGGCAUAGUAGAUAAAAAUAUCUCCUUACAGGAAGUUGUCCAGGCAGAGAUCCUUGAAGAAUGUGGAUACAAAGUACCUUUGGAUAAUAUUGAAAGAGUUGUGUCAUACAGAGGAGGUGUCAGCACUACAGGUGCACUCGUUACAUUUUUCUAUGCUGAGAUCGAUGACAAAAUGAAGGUCAGCAAGGGUGGAGGGGUUCCAGAGGAAGGAGAGAUGAUUGAACUUUUGGAGGUCCCUGUGAAAAACGCUAGAGCGUUUGUGAUGGAUGAAUCUGAGCCUAAACCUGGUGGCUUACAUUUUGCGAUAUUUUGGUUUUUUGAUACAAAAUGGAAGGAGUGAAAUAUGUAUAUGUGCACUAUAUAAUUAAAGAUAUUUGCAUAUUAAUGAA
Molecule: messenger RNA, 1321 nt
Organism: Octopus bimaculoides (California two-spot octopus)
Lineage: Eukaryota; Metazoa; Mollusca; Cephalopoda; Octopoda; Octopodidae
Product: uridine diphosphate glucose pyrophosphatase NUDT14
Biological process (GO): nucleoside phosphate metabolic process; ribose phosphate metabolic process
Molecular function (GO): metal ion binding; UDP-sugar diphosphatase activity
Source: RefSeq, a predicted model, not a curated record